Messenger RNA from Ixodes scapularis (black-legged tick), 2253 nucleotides. RefSeq lists its product as uncharacterized. NCBI's taxonomy places the organism in Eukaryota, Metazoa, Arthropoda, Arachnida, Ixodida, Ixodidae. The transcript is spliced from 5 exons. The record is from RefSeq and is a predicted model, not a curated record. Bases 1 to 2253 code for a protein of 750 amino acids.
AUGACGAAGAAAUCUUGUGUGAUGUUGAUGAUUCUGCUAAUCAAUUUGACCACGCUUAACGGGAAGAUGAAUCUAGGUGUUGACAUCUCGUCACUGGAAAGUGACUGUACAAGGAGGGCACUGUAUGAGUCACAGGGCAUUUACUUAAAGCCACAAGAACUGACGUUGCCAUCCGGGGACAAGGUAUACUAUAUCCCGUUGAUGAAUAUACUAGAACAUCUUUUGAAGCAUCGUCUCUUUGAAGAAUAUUUUCAAACAAAUUUGCUUCCUAGUUCCGACGGAGUGUUGAGGGACUUUAAGGACGGCUUACGUUUUCAGCGGCACCCUAUUAUUCAGAAGUCCGGGAGUAACGCGAUCACAAUCUUAUUGUAUUGUGACGACAUUGAAGUUGCAAAUCCUCUUGGAAUGAAACAUGGAUUCCGGGGGAAACUGACUAUGUUUUAUGUUACAUUCGUAAACAUUCCGGCAUCAGAGAGAUCUAAACUGAAGAAUAUAUUCCUAUUAGCGGUAGGCCAUGCCAAAGCACUGAAAUCAUGUGAGGCAAAAAGUGCUCCGCUUCAUGAUUUUAUUGCGACGGUUAAUACGUUGGCGAGGGGCUGCGAAAUAGAAACAAGGACGGGACGAAAACUGUUUUAUGGCUGUCUGCUAGCCUUCAUCGGAGACUCUCUGGCUUGCCACAAUAUGGGCGGAUUUAAAGAGUCAUUCAGCCCAAAUGUGCGUCUUGCGUGUCGGACGUGCAAUGUGCCAACAGCGUCCCUGUUCAAGUAUCACUACAAUGCGCAAUGUCCACCUCGUACGGAGGAAGAGCUUAGCCGCCAGUUGAAACAAUUAAGCGAUGCAAAAAACAAGAAAGAACGGAGGCAGUUGUCUACAGAGUUUGGUUUGAGCUCCAGAUCGGUUUUGUCAGAGGUCAGUCAUUUCUCUUUGAUCUCUGACCUUUUGUAUGACCCGAUGCACGUGCUUUUAGAAGGAGUUGUUCCAAAGGAGAUCUUCCUUUUUGUGCAUUUCAUGGUACGAGAAGCGAAGUGGCUCACUCUUGACGAGCUCAAUGUGAGCGUGACUGAGUUCAGCUUUCACAGAUCAAUAAGUAAAAGCGAUAACCCACGAGUGUUCGCCUCUGACCUCAGCAUUGCAACGUCAGCGAGUGGUUCACUUGUGCUGCUCCUGCAUUUGCCCGUGAUUGUUGAAAGGUUUCUUCCUUCUGCCGAAGAACCCCAUGUUAAGUGCUUCUUGAUGCUGUGCAUUUUAACCCAGAUGGUGCUGUCACCCAUCAUUACAGUAGAUACACUGACCCUGUUGGAGUCUCUUAUCGCUCAAUACAACCAGCUUUUCGUAGAUUGCUAUGGCAGCACUGCAUUCAUUCCAAAGCUGCAUAUGAUCGUUCACAUUAUUGAGCAAAUCAAACGCUUUGGGCCCUCCCGCCAUCAUUGGGCUAUCCGGUUUGAGGGUAAAAAUGCACUGCCUAAAGCUAAAAAGUUCAGGAACUUCAAAAACCUGCCGCUUUCUGUGAGCGAGUACCUUCAGCUUAACACUUCGUUCGAACUCUGGGACGCGAACGGAUGUCCAAAGGAGACAUCACCUCCGAUAGCUGCUUCGGGAAAGCCAUUUGUAUUAACGACCGACUUUCUAACUGCCGGAUUGGAUGAUAGUGAUCUUGGAAAAACUGCCCUAGAAGUACAAGCAACCGUAAUUGAUAGUGUCCCUCUCAAAGUGUCGGAUGUGAUGAUGAUUGGCAAACCAUCUGAGCGACCCGCCUUUGUAAAGGUUCUUAGCAUUAUUUUGUGGAAAAGCCAGAUAUUUUUUGCGUGUAGGGUUCAAGUGGCUGCUAGUUUUGUUGCUAAAUUGAAUAUGUUCAUGCUGCAUGAGACUUCACACUGGGUGAUAAUCACGACUGACUCUUUAUUGUACCCGUGGCCCGUGUGGACGUACACUGUGAACAAACAAUACUGUUGCAUACCAAAGUGUUUACAUCGAUUGCCGGAGUUCUCUCAGACUGUUCAGCCACUUCUUCGAGGUAGCCCUAUGAGUGCGAAAGAACACAAGAAAAUGUGCCGGCAGCUCGGAGAUGAACUGUUGUUUUUCUUGGAUGAAAAUAAGCUGGUUACUACCAGGUCAAAAUCUCAGGAACGCUGGGAGUAUAAGUCUUUGGGAGAUGCGCUCGCCACAAAGUUUCCAUCUCUCUCAUGGGAAAAUCCGGACCCAGGAGCGAAGGUCUACCAGAGAAGGAGCCAAAUCUACGCAGGUUUAUUGUAA